This is a messenger RNA of Myotis brandtii (Brandt's bat), 1097 nucleotides long. Its product is annotated as cuticle collagen 10-like. Lineage: Eukaryota; Metazoa; Chordata; Mammalia; Chiroptera; Vespertilionidae. The coding region runs from base 103 to 546 and encodes 147 amino acids. The record is from RefSeq and is a predicted model, not a curated record. The transcript is spliced from 3 exons.
GGCUGCCCCGUGUUUGGGGGACGGGGCCCUGUGUGGUGUCCUCCCUGCUCCGGGGUCUCCGAACGGAAGCCUGCCCUUCGCCUGCCUCCCCAGGUGCCCCAGAUGGUGCACCCCGACCUCCGAGCCCUGGGUGUCUGCCUGCCUGCGGGUGGGCUGGUCCUGCCCCCUGGAGGGCGGGCGCAGCAGCACUGUGUGCACCCAGAUCUGAGGCGCGGGGCACGGCCAGAACACCCUGACUCGGGACCAGAGGCCUCAGCGGCCCCAGCCCACCCCAGGCCUGGGGGGGAGGACGAGGGAGGACGGGAGAGCCCCGGUUCAGAGGCCCCGUGGCCAACAGUGCCCGCUGUCCCUGCUCUGCCACAGGGUGGAGGUCAUCGCCAAGCAGCUCGGGGGGCUGAGAGAGCAAGAGAAACGCAUCCGGGGCCUGGAGUCACAGGUCAACUACUGCACGGUGCUCCUGGCCUCCGUGGCCGACAGGCUGCCCCUGGGCAGUGCCCACCACAACUCUUGGAACUUGGCCGUGGGGAGUCGGCAGGCUCCUGCUGAGCGUGGAGGGGCCGGGGGAGCAGAGACCACCCAGAGGCCGGCCGGCCCGCUGCUCUCGGACACCUGAGCCACUUGGACCGUCAGCACACGGGCCCCCUCUCCCGGAGCCCUAGGCCCAGACCGGGUGGGUGGGGGCCAUGGCCCUUGGCAAGCUAUCCCAGGUCCAACCCACACACUGUGCCCCCCCAUGCCUUCAUCAAAAGGAGCCUCAGAGCUGCCCGCCAGCUGGCGCCAGGACAGCGAGCGCUCACCGAGCCCCGUCCACCUCCCGCCUUGGGGCCCACACCAACCUACCCCCUACCCAACCCCCACCUGCUAAGAAAGUGAUGGCUUUGACGUGCCGGCUGGAGCGUCUGCCUGUGCCUGUCGCUCCCGCCCGCGCCCCCUGAAGGCGGCUUCACCUGGGACGGAGCCUGGAGAACAGGCCUCACCCGGUCUGCACCCCACACCCGUGGGCCCUGGGAGGCAUUCAGGUCGCCGAGUUGUGGACCCUGUGCCGCGAGAAAGGCUCCCUGGCCCGUGGGUUGGGGUCAAGGCGCCCCCGCCCCCAU